Messenger RNA from Eimeria tenella, 333 nucleotides. RefSeq lists its product as uncharacterized. The record is from RefSeq and is a predicted model, not a curated record. Bases 1 to 333 code for a protein of 110 amino acids. Lineage: Eukaryota; Apicomplexa; Conoidasida; Eucoccidiorida; Eimeriidae. The transcript has a single exon.
AUGAGGCAGAACAAGGCCACGCACAGGCGAGGAGAGAACCGGCGGCAGGGCCGGCGAGGAGCAGCAGCAGGACCAGCAGCAGAAGCAGCAGCAGAUCCUGCUGCUCUCGCUGAUCUUGCUGCUCCUUCUGCUGCGGCUGCUGCUGCCAUCGCUGCAAAAAAGAAAAUAAACCUGUUGGAAGUGGAAGGAAUAAUUAACUUUAAAGAUGGAGGGGAAGCCCAGAUCCGGGGUCCUGCUGCUGCUGCUGCUGCUGUGGCUGCAGCAGCGGGAGCAGCAGCAGCUCCUGGGGCAGCAGCAGGAACCUUAGCGGCUCAAUCUGCCGGAAAAGUCUAA